This is a messenger RNA of Engraulis encrasicolus (European anchovy), 906 nucleotides long. RefSeq names its product zymogen granule membrane protein 16-like. The transcript has 4 exons. NCBI's taxonomy places the organism in Eukaryota, Metazoa, Chordata, Actinopteri, Clupeiformes, Engraulidae. The coding region runs from base 87 to 590 and encodes 167 amino acids. The record is from RefSeq and is a predicted model, not a curated record.
AUCACUUGAGGUAACAGCUCCCCGUGGUGUGGCAGUCCUCAGUUGCAGCAGUCGUUGAGCGCUCCAAGAAACAGAGCACCAUAAGCAUGUACAACAUGUUGUCUCUGAUGGUCUUGUGCCUGCUGGGAGCCACAUCCCUGAGUGACGCGGGCUACUCCUAUUCCCCAGCGGUGGGCAGGGGAGAGGGCACAGCGUACGCUACCGAGGGAGAAGGACGCAUCACUGCUGUACGAGUCUGGGAAACCUACAAUGGCUACAUAACUGGCUUCCAGCUAAGGUACAACUACGCCUGGACUCCUGUGUAUGGUCGUGAGUAUGGCACAGAGAAUGAGAUGGAGCUCUUCGAAGGGGAGACGAUUGUGCAGGUGUGGGGAAAGUACCACAGCGGCAACUACAUUUAUCAGAUCGGAUUUGGCACCAACAGGGGCCGUUCUCUGAUCGUUGGGCAGCCAACCGGCUACUCCUUCAACUUCUAUCCCGCCUACAGUCGCAGCGAGCUCCUGAAACUAAGUGGCCGGUACAACGGCAACGGCCUCACCUCCAUCGCUGCACUCUGGGGACAGGUCAACGUAACAGCAUCAUACAAGUGAAGCUAGAAAAUGAGCCUCCUCCUCCGUUGCGGUUUUAUGCACUCACCUCUGAUCAGAGGUGUCAAAAGUAAAAGUAAACAUAAAAAAAGGAAACCUGUGUUCUUGUCUUACAAUCUGCUGACUAUGCACUGGUUCGAUUAAGUUUUUAAUGGUUUAAGUGUUUAUCAGUAACAACACAGUCUACCGUAUCCAUCUAAUUAGGUACGGUGCAGUAAAUGGUUUAACAGCUAUGUAAUAUCAUGUGCUAGUGUUGUACUUAAACCAUGAAUUUACUUUUACUUUUCACACAUCUGCCUCUGAUGUUCUGUAUACUAAU